GCCAUAGCCUGCCUUGGAAUGUAGUCCAAUUGACUGGUACCAUCAUUUAUUACGGCUUCUGAUUCAAUUUCUCGCAACUGCUGCGUUGCUUUCCACCGGAAUUCAAGUUGCAUCUCACAGGCCCUAUAUCAUUUUCAACUUUGCCCACGGUGGCGCCGGAUCAUCAGUAAACCGGUGAGACUUUGCAGUUUGCAGUCCUCGACACAUCGCAUUAUAGUGCAUGGCGUCUCUUACUAUCUCUGGUGACUAUCGCUGCAGCUUUGGCUGUGUAGCAUCGUGCAUGCCUCUAUCGAAUAUGGUACUUCAAUGAGUAAUGCUUGCAGGUUUAUUGGGGCUCCAUUCAGGACUUGCGAGUAGGCGCUUCUACAAGGCACAUCUGAGUAUUAUGUCUUCCCUACUAUCGGUGUCAGACCUAACGGAGUUGCAGACUGUCAAGUACGCCAAUUUGGGUGGUCUUGCAAUCCUCGUGUUUGAUUAUUGCCUCACUUUUUCUGAAGAGGUGCAAUGGACUUGGCUUAGACCAUGGGAUGUAACUCGUGUCAUAUUCGUCAUCUCCCGAUAUUUGCCUUUCGCGGGUGUUGGAAUGACUGCAUAUGACGCACUACGUGUCAGCGAUCAGUGUACAUCUAUUGUGGAAGGAUAUAUCAUUCGCGUUAUAAGUAUCAUUGCUGCGGAAGUCUUGCUAGUUAUUCGGACCUGGGCAUUCUGGCAAAGGAGUAAAAAAUUGCUGAUCGGGUUAGUUGUUUAUAUUGUGUUGUCAAUCAUUGCAGUCAUUGCCAUAGACUUGACUCCUACAUUGUUGAUUCCAGGAGAGGAGCCCCCCCUAGGAACCUGUUACUUCGAGAGCAGACGCAACGUUGCGAUCGUGUACUUAGUCUUGGCGAUAUUUGAAAGUGUGAUGCUGAUCCUCAAUGUAUAUAAGAGGGUUCACGACUAUAAAAACUUUCAGAGCGGAAUUGUAGUAACCCUAUACCACGGUGGCAUGUUCUACAUGUUGUGCAUCCUCGCCGUCACACUCGCUAAUGUUAUCUUUGAGGGUGCACUUCCAAGCGCCUAUAGCAAUAUGUUUGACUCGCUACAGCUGGUCGUUCACAGCGUCCUGGCAUCACGGAUUCUAUUCCGUCUUCGGGAUAGCAAUGAACGUGUCUACGUACCGUCCAUGACAUUAGACACUCAGCUAAACUAUUUACGACCUUCGUCGAUGUCGAUGAGUGGGAUGGGUACUACCAGCGAAGUUCGAGGGAAUGUAGCCUAGUAGGUGUACUAGUAUAAGGUGUCAUCGGCCUCUGAGCUUAUACUCUUAUCCAAUAUAUAACUCAAUUGUGAUAUUAUG
Suillus plorans is the source of this 1333-nucleotide messenger RNA. RefSeq lists its product as uncharacterized. The record is from RefSeq and is a predicted model, not a curated record. Bases 314 to 1255 code for a protein of 313 amino acids. The transcript has 16 exons. Lineage: Eukaryota; Fungi; Basidiomycota; Agaricomycetes; Boletales; Suillaceae.